This is a messenger RNA of Leptopilina heterotoma, 2499 nucleotides long. RefSeq lists its product as uncharacterized. The coding region runs from base 140 to 1297 and encodes 385 amino acids. The record is from RefSeq and is a predicted model, not a curated record. NCBI's taxonomy places the organism in Eukaryota, Metazoa, Arthropoda, Insecta, Hymenoptera, Figitidae. The transcript is spliced from 2 exons.
CUGAUUUGAAAAGGAUUCAGUCUUAUGACGUGAGAAGAAGAAAUUAGAGAAAAUUUUGGCCGUUGUUAAAAAGAAUUUAGGAGAUAAGCCAGAGAACUUAGUCGCAGAAGCUGUAAAGGAUAAAUCUUUUAUUACUGAAAUGGAGAUAGGUAAAGCCUGCUUGAUUACUGAAAAUGAAGCAGCAAUCGCGGACACCGGGGAUUCUGUGAUCAACUUAGCAAAGGAAAAGAUUGGAAAUAAGGAAAUGUCUUUUGAUGGCCACAUCCGAUACUGCAAUGGCACAUACUCUUUUCCUUUACAUUGUGCAGGAAAAAGACUAUCUCUUUCAAAGACUGGGAGCUAUUGUGCUCGAUGUCACUGCGCAAUAAUUGGUUGGAGUACAAAACACUUGCAAAGUGUUGUUUUAAAACAUCUGGGAUAUUUGGUACCUGCUUCUGUGCUGAAGAUGGAGAAGCAAAGAGAUGAAAAAAGAGAAAGAAACAAGCAAUACAAGAAGAUUAAAAAAAGAAACAAGAAAAUAACCAGCAAAUUCAAUGACAAAAAUUACGGUCCACUUGCAGAGGAAGUAGACAUGGAAGAGGAAAUGUUUGACACUCAAAAAGAAAUUUUUCUCCAAACUUUAAAAGUUUAUCAGAAAAAUAGAAUUUCCAUUGCUGAACGCACUUUUGAUCAAAGAUCAAAUGAAGAGUGGAAUGAUUACCAUGGAAAAAUGUUGACGUCUUCAAAUUUUGGAGAAAUCUGUAAAAGACGAAAAUCAACGUUGUGUGCUUCUUUGGUGACGAAACUGUUGUACCCGUCUUCAAGGGAUCCUUCAGAUGCUGAGUUUUAUGGUAUAGAAAACGAAGAAAACGCGAGAAAGGAAUUGGACAAAAAAAUAGGUCUUCCUGUUGAACAAACUGGAAUAUGGAUAGAUCCUGAGUUAGAGUACUUGGCGGCAUCACCAGAUGGACUAAUUAAUGCCGAUCCAAAAGAUUUGAAAGCCUUUGGACCUAAGGCUCAGACAAAGAAGCCCUGUUUUACGUACAGCGUUUCAGAAAGUGGAGUUGUAGAAAUAAUAUGUCCUCAAAGAGGAGAAGAUCUUACACCUGCUGUACUCUUAAAAACUUACCCAGAUCUAAAGGGUAUCUUUGACAAGAAGAAACCAAACUUACAUCUAAACUCAAAACAUUCAUACUACUACCAAAUUCAAGGACAAAUGCAUGCAACCAGAAGAGCUUGGGGUCUUUUUGUGUUGUGGACUCCAUUUGGAAUGAAAGUCAUUUUUGUAUGGAGAAAUGAUGAUUUCUGGAAAAAAUGAUUGAGCCACAUUUGACACGAUUUUAUUUUGAUUGCAUGAUUCCGGAAAUCAUUGAUAGCCGUACCUCUAGAAAGCUGAAAAUCCGCGAACCAAAGUACAUUCUUGAUAACAGGGCCUCAAAUGCAGAGCCUACAGCUAAUGUACAUGAAGUGGAAGUAAAUCAAAGCAAAAGAAAGAUCAAUGACGUGGAAAUUGCAAAUGCAGAGCCUACAGCUAAUGUACAUGAAGUGGAAGUAAAUCAAAGCAAAAGAAAGAUCAAUGACGUGGAAAUUGAAGAAAUUUUCUUGACAGAAAAGAAAAAAGAAAAAAGCAUGGAAAGUGAAGUGCCAACAAAAAGAAAGAAAAGAGUGAAACAGAUAAUGUUAGCUUGGGCUCCAGAAAAGUUGGAACAGUGCUUAAAAAUUGUUGAGAGCGAAAGGGAAUGGUUAGACGAUGAAGCUUUAGAUACAUUCUUACAAGUUGUGCGAGAACAUUCCAACUUCCAAACACUAAGCGUUCAUAGCAUUAUGAAGCAUGUAGAUGUGCCUGAAUGUAUUAAUGAUCAGGACAUUCAAAUUUUUGGAGGGAAUUGUAUAAAACACUGGCGAUUUUACUACUAUAGGAAUGGCACAUCGGAAGAUAGAAAUCUUACAAUUUUUGACAGCUCUUACACAGAGUUAAAGUACAAAGAUCUUGCUGAAGAAGAACACAUAUUCAUAAAAAAGAGAUAUCCGAAAUUGUCAUCUGAAAAAGUACGCUCCAUUUGUCUUCAAACACAGAAUGAUGGUUUCAGUUGUGGCCUGCAUUCUGCAGCACGCUGUGCAAGCGUGGCGCUGGGUAGAGACCCGUUCACAGAUAAGUAUUUGAUUAACCCCAAGAUUAUGAGAGCGCACCUAGCAAAAAUUAUAAAAACAAUGAAAUUAACACAAUUUCCUACAGUUUAGAUAUAACUUUUAAAAGUGGAAAAAACUGGUAAACGGAAUCAAACAGAAUUAACAGUUUUAAAAAAGAUUCCUAAUGUAUUUAGUUACUUUUUAGUAUGACUGGAAAAGUAAAUGUAAUAAUGGUUUCUUUUGCAUGAUUAAUGUAGUAUAUUUUUGUGAAUAUGUUAUUAUUCUGAAGAAUAUCUAUUAAUAUUUUUUAUGCACUAUGUUUCUUUAUUUAAUAACGACGAAAAGAACUUCUCUCCUUUUAAAUAAGGUGCAAAAAAAGUAAAAAUUUUA